This is a messenger RNA of Helianthus annuus (common sunflower), 591 nucleotides long. RefSeq lists its product as uncharacterized. The record is from RefSeq and is a predicted model, not a curated record. Bases 1 to 591 code for a protein of 196 amino acids. Lineage: Eukaryota; Viridiplantae; Streptophyta; Magnoliopsida; Asterales; Asteraceae. The transcript has 3 exons.
AUGAGUAAGCGGUUGUUUCUACGCAUAGUCGACGACUUGGAAGCCAACUACGAUUAUUUUAAACAAAAAGCGGAUGCGAGAGGGGCACUUGGAUUUACCGGUAUAAUUGAUGUGUACGGUGCGCGUUAUCUUAGAACGCCCACAUGGGACAACCUUCAAAAGAUCUACGAGGUACAUAAUGCUGAGCAUGGUUUGCCUGGUAUGAUCGGGAGCAUAGAUUGCAUGCAUUGGCGUUGGGAUAACUGCCCGACUGCAUGGCGAGGCCAACACACACGUGGUGACCAAAAAGGACCCACUAUUAUUCUUCAGGCGGUUGCUUCACAGGACCUUUGGGUUUGGUCGGCUUACUUUGGCGUUGUCGAGUUAUGCAAUGAUAUCAAUGUUUUUGAACAAUCUCCGUUGUUAGAAAAGUGGAUUUCUGGCAAAGCUCCAAAAGCGUCGUUUUACGCAAAUGGAAACUACUACCCUCAUGGAUAUUAUUUGAGUGACGGAAUUUAUCCUAGACGAAGGAAAGGCGAUAUGCCAGAAUUAUGUGCCAGAAGCCGUUCAAGAGGAGCAUCCAUAGGCGUCAAUGGAAGAAAGAGUGAAUAA